Phalaenopsis equestris is the source of this 6155-nucleotide messenger RNA. RefSeq names its product callose synthase 3. NCBI's taxonomy places the organism in Eukaryota, Viridiplantae, Streptophyta, Magnoliopsida, Asparagales, Orchidaceae. Gene Ontology annotation, biological process: (1->3)-beta-D-glucan biosynthetic process. The transcript has 43 exons. Gene Ontology annotation, molecular function: 1,3-beta-D-glucan synthase activity. The record is from RefSeq and is a predicted model, not a curated record. Gene Ontology annotation, cellular component: plasma membrane; 1,3-beta-D-glucan synthase complex. Bases 207 to 6014 code for a protein of 1935 amino acids.
CCACUCACUGAAGCUUUGCUUCAAAAGCAGCAGCUUCUGCUUAAAUUCUCUGCUCACCCUUUUCUCUUACCUAUCUAGGGUUUCCUCCGCCUCCUCCUCCGUAAUCAUCGAUCUCGAUCUCUUGUAUUCCCAUCCCAUGUCAUGCGGGGUGCUGGAAUCUGAGAAGAUUCUCCCGUGAUUCGGUUGGUGUUUGUUGAGAAAGAAGUAUGUCUUCUUCACGGAGUGGGCCGGAGCAGCAGCCACCUCCUCGUCGGCUGCUCCGGACUCAAACGGCGGGAAACCUUGGAGAGUCCAUCUUUGACAGCGAGGUCGUGCCAUCUUCACUUGUCGAGAUCGCACCCAUUCUCCGUGUGGCCAAUGAGGUCGAGGCCAGCUAUCCCAGGGUUGCCUAUUUAUGUAGGUUCUAUGCUUUUGAAAAAGCACACCGAUUGGAUCCAACAUCAAGUGGGCGUGGUGUGAGACAAUUCAAGACUGCUCUGUUGCAAAGACUUGAAAAGGACAAUGAGCCCACUCUUAGAGAUCGGCGCAAAGGCAGUGAUGCACAAGAAAUGCGAAAUUUCUAUCAGCAUUACUACAGAAAAUAUAUCGAGGCUCUCCAAAAUGUUGCCGACAAAGCUGAUCGUGCUCGACUUACCAAAGCUUACCAAACAGCUGCCGUUUUGUUUGAGGUCUUAAAGGCUGUUAAUCUGACUCAAUCUCUUGAAGUUGAUAAUGAGAUAUUGGAAACUCAUAACAAAGUUGAAGAAAAGAAAAAGAUAUAUGCACCUUACAAUGUUCUUCCACUUGAUCCUGAUAGCGCAAAUCAGGCUAUAAUGCGGUAUCCAGAGAUUCAAGCUGCAGUUAUUGCUCUUCGGAAUACUAGGGGUUUACCAUGGCCCAAAGAGCAUGAGAAGAAACUAGAUGAAGACCUUCUUGACUGGCUUCAAGCAAUGUUUGGUUUUCAGAAGGAUAAUGUCGCUAAUCAAAGAGAGCACUUAAUUCUGUUGCUAGCAAAUGUCCACAUCCGUCAAAUUCCCAAGCCUGAACAACAAGCCAAGUUGGAUGAUCGUGCCUUAACUUUGGUCAUGAAGAAACUAUUUAGGAAUUACAAGAGGUGGUGCAAAUACUUAGAUCGAAAGAGUAGUCUUUGGAUUCCAGGCUGCCAGCAGGAAGUACAACAGAGAAAGCUACUUUACAUGGGUCUUUAUCUUCUAAUUUGGGGUGAAGCCGCAAAUCUGCGUUUUAUGCCUGAAUGCCUGUGUUAUAUCUAUCAUCAUAUGGCUUUUGAACUUUAUAGCAUGCUUGCUGGCAAUGUGAGUCCCAUGACAGGAGAAAACGUAAAGCCAGCUUAUGGAGGUGAUGAGGAAGCCUUCCUCAUAAAAGUUGUAACUCCUAUUCAUGAAACAAUAGCAAAGGAAGCUGAAAGAAGCAAAAGAGAAAAAUCAAAACAUUCUCAAUGGAGGAAUUACGAUGAUUUAAAUGAAUACUUUUGGUCGGUAGACUGUUUUCGUCUUGGUUGGCCUAUGAGGGCGGAUGCAGAUUUUUUUUGUCAACCUCAUAAAUAUCAAGUUGAAAAAGAUGGAGAGAACACAACCCCUGGUAGGGAUAGAUGGAUUGGGAAAAGUAAUUUUGUUGAGAUACGCUCAUUUUGGCACAUAUUUAGAAGUUUUGAUAGAUUAUGGGCUUUUUUCAUCCUGGCAUUGCAGGUCAUGAUUAUCCUUGCAUGGAAUGGAGGCUCGCCAAGUGAUAUAUUUGAUGAUGGGGUCUUUAAAAAAGUGUUGAGUAUUUUCAUAACUGCUGCUGUAUUGAAGUUAGGACAAGCUGUCCUUGAUGUUAUUCUUAGCUGGAAAGCAAGAAGAAGCAUGUCUUAUGCGGUUAAACUGAGAUAUAUUUUAAAAGUUGCUUCAUCUGUAGUAUGGGUGAUAAUAUUGCCAGUGACAUAUGCUUACACCUGGGAAAAUCCUACUGGACUUGCAAGGACUAUCAAAGGCUGGCUUGGGAAUGGUCAAAACCAACCAUCUUUAUAUAUUUUGGCUGUGGUGAUAUAUCUGUCACCAAAUAUGCUUUCGGCUCUGCUAUUUCUUUUUCCAGUUGUGCGAAGGUUUCUUGAAAGUUCACACUACAAGAUAGUGAUGCUCAUGAUGUGGUGGUCUCAGCCUUGUCUCUUCAUAGGAAGGGGAAUGCAUGAAAGCUCUUUCUCACUUUUCAUGUAUACAAUGUUUUGGGUGAUUCUUAUAGCGACGAAGCUGAUAUUUAGCUACUAUAUUGAGAUCAAGCCCCUUGUCAAUCCAACAAAAGAUAUUAUGAGAAGCCCCAUCUCUACUUAUAAAUGGCAUGAGUUCUUUCCCCAUGCGAAGAGUAACGUCGGUGUUCUAAUUGCACUUUGGGCCCCAAUUAUUCUCGUAUAUUUCAUGGAUACACAGAUCUGGUAUGCAAUUUUCUCCACAUUAGUUGGAGGAAUAUAUGGUGCUUAUCGUCGUCUUGGAGAGAUACGGACUUUAGGAAUGCUAAGGUCUAGAUUCCUGACUUUGCCGGGUGCUUUCAAUGCACGUCUAAUUCCAGUUGACAAAUCUGAUUCAACUGCAAAGAAGGGUUUAAAAGCUUCUUUAUCUCGUAGAUUUGCUAAGAUACCGCACAGUGAUAGGGAGAAGGAAUCUGCAAAAUUUGCUCAAAUGUGGAACAAUAUAAUCACUAGUUUUCGCGAAGAAGAUCUCAUUAAUAACAGGGAAAUGAAUUUAAUGCUCGUUCCGUACUGGGCUGACCGAGAUCUGAACCUUGUUCAGUGGCCUCCUUUCUUACUUGCUAGCAAGAUUCCAAUUGCCUUGGAUAUGGCAAAAGAUUCUAGAGGCAAAGAUCGGGAUUUGAGAAAAAGACUUGUUACUGAUCAUUAUAUGGCAUGCGCUGUUAAGGAAUGUUAUUUGUCAUUUAAGAAUAUUAUUAACAGCCUUGUGAAUGGUGAUCGUGAGAAGGAGAUUAUAAGUAACAUCUUCAACAAAGUUGAUGAGCUGAUAAAUGACAACAAAUUAAUAGCGGAGUUGAAGAUGAGCGCUCUUCCAGCUCUCAACAGUAAAUUUAUUGAAUUGAUAAAAAUCUUGAUGGAUAAUAAGGAAGAGGACAGCGAUCGAGUUGUGCUUAUUUUCCAAGAUAUGCUGGAAGUUGUCACAAGAGACAUGAUGGAAGAACAGUUUCCUGAGGUUCCAGAUUCAAGCCACGGAACUUUUUAUGGAAGGCCAGGGAGCAUAACAGUUUCAGAAAAACAAGCACAGUUGUUUGCAUCUCCUGGGGCUAUUAGGUUUCCUUUGCCUGAAUCAGACGCCUGGACAGAGAAAAUAAAAAGGCUUAAUUUGCUACUUACCGAGAAGGAAUCUGCCAUGGAUGUACCAGCUAACCUAGAGGCUCGAAGGCGAAUUUCUUUCUUCAGUAAUUCUCUAUUUAUGAACAUGCCUGACGCACCGAAAGUGAGAAAUAUGCUCUCAUUCUCUGUUUUAACUCCAUACUAUAAUGAAGAUGUUAUUUUCUCCCUUCCUCACCUUGAAGAGGAAAACGAAGAUGGAGUUUCCAUCCUAUUUUAUCUGCAGAAAAUUUAUCCAGAUGAAUGGAAAAACUUUCUUGAACGUGUAAACUGUGAUUUGGAAGAAGAACUAAAAUCCAACACUGAACAUCAGGAGAAACUACGUCUUUGGGCAUCAUACAGGGGGCAAACACUAUCGCGCACUGUUAGAGGUAUGAUGUAUUAUCGGAAAGCUCUGGAGCUUCAAUCUUUCCUCGACAUGGCCAAAGAUGAAGAUCUAAUGGAAGGCUACAAAGCACUCGAAUUGUCUUCUGAUGAGCACUCAAGUGGAAGAUCUUUAUGGGCACAGUGCCAGGCUGUGGCUGAUUUGAAAUUCACUUAUGUAGUUUCUUGCCAACGAUAUGGAGCUCAAAAACGUUCUGGCGAACCACAAGCACAAGAUAUUCUAAGGCUUAUGACAACAUAUCCGUCACUUCGGGUAGCAUAUAUUGAUGAGGUUGAAGUACCUCUGGAGAAUAGAAAGGUGGAAAAAAUUUAUUAUUCUACCUUAGUGAAGGCUGGUUUGCCUAAAGAUGAUAACGCUGCAGACCCUGUGCAGAACCUUGAUCAGGUCAUCUACCGGAUAAAACUUCCAGGUCCUGCUAUUUUAGGUGAAGGCAAGCCAGAGAAUCAAAAUCACGCCAUUAUUUUCACUCGCGGUGAAGGUUUACAGACAAUAGACAUGAAUCAGGAUAAUUAUCUGGAAGAGGCGUUGAAAAUGAGAAACCUACUUCAAGAGUUUUUAAAAAAGCAUGAUGGUGUGAGGUAUCCUUCAAUCCUUGGUGUGAGGGAGCACAUAUUCACCGGAAGUGUUUCUUCUCUCGCAUGGUUUAUGUCAAAUCAGGAAACAAGUUUUGUAACAAUUGGUCAGCGCUUACUUGCAAAUCCUCUUAGGGUUCGAUUUCACUAUGGUCAUCCGGAUGUCUUUGACAGACUCUUUCAUCUCACAAGAGGUGGUGUGAGUAAGGCUUCCAAGAUAAUUAAUUUAAGCGAGGACAUUUUUGCGGGUUUCAAUUCGACGCUCCGCGAAGGCAGUGUCACUCAUCACGAAUAUUUGCAAGUAGGCAAAGGAAGAGAUGUGGGCCUUAAUCAGAUAUCUCUGUUUGAAGCAAAGAUCGCAAAUGGAAACGGGGAGCAAACAUUGAGCCGCGAUGUAUAUAGGCUUGGGCACCGUUUCGACUUCUUUAGGAUGAUGUCCUGCUAUUUUACGACUGUGGGAUUUUAUUUUAGUACCCUGUUGACUGUCCUGACAGUAUACGUAUUUCUAUACGGGCGACUUUACCUCGUUCUUAGCGGGCUUGAUGAGGGCUUGGCUACUGGGAAAAGGUUCAUUCACAACCAUCCCCUUCAAGUAGCUCUCGCCUCGCAGUCCUUCGUGCAGCUUGGGUUUUUGAUGGCACUACCUAUGAUGAUGGAAAUUGGUCUUGAAAAAGGAUUUCGAAACGCGCUAAGCGAAUUCAUCAUGAUGCAGUUACAAUUAGCUUCCGUUUUCUUUACUUUUUCGCUCGGAACCAAAACUCACUAUUACGGAAGGACUUUGCUUCAUGGAGGUGCUGAGUAUCGCGGCACAGGUCGCGGUUUCGUCGUCUUCCAUGCGAAGUUUGCUGAGAAUUACCGUCUUUAUUCUCGCAGUCAUUUUGUGAAGGGCAUGGAGUUGAUGAUCUUACUCGUCGUUUACCAAAUAUUCGGGCAACCUUAUAGAUCCGCAGUUGCUUACAUAUUUAUCACUGCUUCGAUGUGGUUUAUGGUUGGGACUUGGUUAUUCGCUCCAUUUUUAUUUAAUCCUUCUGGGUUUGAAUGGCAAAAGAUUGUUGAUGAUUGGACUGAUUGGAACAAAUGGAUAAGUAACCGUGGUGGGAUCGGAGUGGCGACGAAUAGCAGCUGGGAAUCAUGGUGGGAGAAAGAGCAAGAUCAUCUGAAAUAUUCGGGAAAGCGAGGGACCAUUACGGAAAUACUGCUAUCUUUCCGCUUUUUCAUCUAUCAAUAUGGGCUUCUCUAUCACUUGAAUAUAACCAAGACAAAAAGCAUAUUGGUAUAUGGCAUUUCUUGGCUUGUGAUCGUGAUAGUAUUGCUCGUCAUGAAGACCGUAUCUGUCGGAAGGCAGAGAUUCAGCGCCAAUUUUCAGCUUGUUUUCCGGUUGAUCAAAUUCCUAAUCUUUGUUACGUUCAUGUCUAUAUUCCUACUACUCCUUUCACUAUUACUACUACUAGUACUACUACUACUAGUACUACUACUACUAAUUGCGCAAGCAUGCAAAGCCGCUAUGCGCAAAUUCGGGCUAUGGGGUUCAAUCAAAGCUCUCGCUCGAGGCUACGAGAUUAUGAUGGGGCUGCUGCUUUUCACCCCUAUUGCCUUCUUGGCAUGGUUCCCCUUUGUUUCUGAGUUCCAGACUAGAAUGUUAUUCAAUCAAGCUUUCAGCAGAGGCCUUCAGAUUUCUCGCAUUCUCGGCGGCCACAAAAAGGAUCGAGCUCGAAAUAAGGAUUAAAGUCGCCGCGAAUUUGGCCGUCUUCGAAGAAAUGUUAUGUUGUGUUGUAUUAGAUGUAUUUAUUGUACUUUGUUAGUAUGAAUUUGAAGAUGUGGUUUAAUGUUUUAUGAGUGUUUGUUGCUCUAUAUAUUUGAUGUUGCC